GUUUGCGGCUUCUAGGGAGCGCUGUAAUGUGAAAAGCCGCAUUUGCACUGUAUUAGUACUCUCACACUGGAAAGAAAAGCACGAGAGCGCGUUUCUUUUCUCUUCACAUCUCUAGACAUAUCCUGAGCGUGGAGUAACUCAUUUAAGUUCUACAACCAUGUCCAGGCCAGCGGGGGGCAAUGUCAAUGAUGUCACCCGCUUCCUGUCCACGGGGGCGGGGCCUGGGUCACCAACCUCAGGGUUCUCCGCCUCCAGCCAAGCUGAUUGGGCGGCUAAGAGACUUGUAUGGGUGCCUUCAGAGAAGCAUGGAUUUGAGUCUGCAAGUGUGCGCGAGGAGCGGGGUGACGAGGUGGAGGUGGAGCUUGCAGACAGUGGGAGGAAGCUGACGCUCUCGAGGGAGGAGCUCCAGCGGAUGAACCCGCCCCGAUUCAGUAAAGUUGAAGACAUGGCUGAUCUUACGUGCCUCAAUGAGGCCUCUGUCUUACACAAUCUACGAGAGAGAUACUAUUCAGGACUCAUAUACACAUACUCCGGCCUGUUUUGUGUGGCGAUCAACCCCUAUAAGAACCUGCCCAUCUAUACAGAAUCCAUCAUAGAGAUGUAUCGUGGGAAGAAACGGCAUGAGAUGCCUCCACAUAUCUACGCCAUAUCAGAGGCGGCCUACAGGAGCAUGCUUCAAGACAGAGAAGAUCAGGCCAUCCUGUGCACAGGGGAAUCUGGUGCAGGAAAGACAGAGAACACAAAAAAAGUGAUUCAGUAUCUGGCACAUGUGGCAUCCUCACACAAGUCUGGCACUCUGGGACGUCCCAAAGACAGCGCCCUUCAGACGGAUGGUACACGCUCUCUGGGUCGCGGCAACAGGGGGGAACUAGAGAGACAGUUACUGCAGGCAAACCCAAUUCUUGAGGCCUUUGGCAAUGCCAAAACUGUCAAAAAUGACAACUCUUCUAGAUUUGGCAAAUUCAUCAGGAUCAAUUUUGAUGUUGCUGGAUAUAUUGUUGGUGCUAAUAUUGAGACCUAUCUGCUGGAGAAGUCUCGAGCCAUUCGUCAGGCUAAAGACGAGCGGACCUUUCAUAUCUUCUACCAGCUCCUCUCUGGAGCUUCUGAGGCCAUGAGAAAGGAGCUUCUGCUGGGCAGUGCGGAUCAGUAUCGCUUCCUCUGCGGGGGCUCACUUCCUGUUCCGGGUCAGAGUGAUUCAGAAAACUUCACUCAGACAAUGGACUCAGUGACUAUCAUGGGCUUCACACAGGAAGAAUCCACAUCUAUGUUAAAGGUGAUCUCUGCAGUGCUGCAGUUUGGGAACAUCACGUUUCACAAAGAGAAGAACACAGAUCAGGCCUCAAUGCCGGACGACACAGCAGCGCAGAAACUCUGCCACCUGCUGGGCAUCAGUGUCCUGGAGUUCAGCCGAGCCAUUCUCACUCCCCGCAUCAAAGUGGGCCGCGAGUACGUCCAGAAGGCUCAGACCAAGCAGCAGGCUGAUUUCGCAGUGGAGGCUCUGGCGAAGGCCACAUAUGAGCGUCUGUUCCGCUGGCUGGUGCACCGGAUCAACAGAGCGCUGGACCGCAGACAGCGGCAGGGGGCCUCGUUCAUCGGGAUCCUGGACAUCGCUGGAUUUGAGAUCUUCCAGCUGAACUCAUUCGAGCAGUUAUGCAUCAACUACACUAAUGAGAAACUACAGCAGCUGUUCAAUCACACCAUGUUUGUGCUGGAGCAAGAGGAGUACCAGCGAGAGGGCAUCGAGUGGAACUUCAUCGACUUCGGUCUGGAUCUUCAGCCCUGUAUCGACCUGAUUGAGAGAUCGGCUCAUCCUCCUGGUGUCCUGGCAUUGCUGGAUGAGGAGUGUUGGUUUCCCAGGGCGACUGAUCGCUCGUUUGUGGACAAGGUGUCAGCUGAGCAGGGUUCACACUCGAAGUUCAUGCGGCCGAGGCAGCUUAAAGAAGAGGCCGACUUCUCCAUUAUACACUAUGCUGGCAAGGUGGACUAUAAGGCAGAUGAGUGGCUGAUAAAGAACAUGGAUCCGCUGAAUGAUAAUGUUGCGUCUCUCCUGCAUCAGUCAUCUGACCCCUUCAUCUCUGAGCUCUGGAGGGAGGAUAUUCAAACUCUUCCUCGCGUGUACUUUUUUGACUCUUAUGCCACACUGCAAACCAAUGGCACUGACAGCAUGGAGAGGAUUGUGGGUCUGGAUCAGGUGUCAUCUGGUGAGAGCAGUGGUCCGGUGAGUUUUGGGGCUGCUGGGCUCAAGACGAAGAAGGGCAUGUUCCGCACGGUGGGACAACUCUACAAGGAGUCCCUCACUAAACUGAUGGCCACCCUCCGCAACACCAACCCCAACUUCCUGCGCUGCAUCAUCCCUAACCAUGAGAAAAGGGCAGGGAAGUUGAGUCCUCAUUUGGUUCUGGAUCAGUUGAGGUGUAAUGGGGUGCUGGAGGGAAUCAGGAUCUGCAGACAGGGCUUCCCGAACCGCAUCCCAUUCCAGGAGUUCAGACAGAGGUAUGAGAUCUUGACUCCAAAUGCUAUUCCUCGAACCUUUAUGGAUGGCAAACAGGCGUGUGAGCUAAUGAUCAGCGCUUUGGAGCUGGACAAGAAUCUUUUCCGGGUGGGACAGAGUAAGGUGUUCUUCCGGGCUGGAGUUCUGGCUCACCUGGAGGAAGAACGAGACUUGAAGAUCACUGACACCAUCAUCCGCUUCCAGAGCGUGACCCGUGGAUACCUUGCCAGGAGGGCGUUCCAUAAGAAGCAGCAGCAGCUCAGUGCAAUGCGUGUGAUGCAGAGGAACUGUGCGGCCUACCUGAAGCUCAGAAACUGGCAGUGGUGGAGACUCUUCACCAAGGUGAAGCCCUUGCUACAGGUGACCCGCCAGGAUGAAGAGAUUCAAGCUCGGGAAGCACAGCUUCAGAAAGCCAAAGACAACCUGAGUAAACUAGAGCAUGACUUCUCUGAACUGGACAGAAAAAACCAACAGCUGAUGGAGGAGAAGUCAGUACUGACUGACCAGCUGCAGGCGGAGGCCGAGUUAUUCGCAGAGGCAGAGGAAAUGAGAGCACGGCUGGCCAGUCGCAAACAGGAGCUUGAAGAUGUGUUGGGAGAGCUUGAGAGCCGAUUGGAGGAGGAAGAGGAGAGGACCCUUCAGCUGACCACUGAGAAGAAGCGAAUACAGCAACAUGUGCAGGAUCUGGAGGAACAGCUAGAAGAGGAAGAGGGGACACGUCAGCGUCUCCAGCUGGAGAAAGUCACCCUGGAAAGCAAAGUGAAAAGUCUGGAGUCCGAGACUUUGGCUUUGGGAGAGCAGAGAGACAGAUUAAGCAAGGAGAAAAAACAGCUGGAAGAGAGACUGAAUGAAGUGACCGACCAACUCACAGAGGAAGAGGAGAAGGUGAAGAGUCUUAACAAGCUGAAAAACAAACAGGAAGCUGUCAUCGCUGAUUUAGAAGAGCGUCUGAAGAGGGAAGAGCAGGGCCGUCUGGAACAAGAGAAGUGGAAGAGACGGAUGGAGGGAGAAGCAGUGGAGGCCCAAGAGCAGCUGUCUGACCUGAGCUUACUCGUCACUGAGCUGAGAGGCAGUGUGAGCCAAAGAGAGAAAGAGAUCACCACACUACAGUCACGGCUGGAAGAAGAGGGGGCACGUCGUGCAGAGGCUCAGAGAGCCCUCAGAGAGGCCAUGUCUCAGGUCUCUGAGCUCAAAGAGGAGGUGGACAAUGAAAGAGGAAUGAGGGAGAGAGCUGAGAAACAGAGGAGAGAUCUGGGAGAGGAGUUAGAGGCGUUGAGGACUGAACUAGAAGAUACAUUGGACACUACAGCUGCUCAGCAAGAGCUCAGGUCUCGUCGUGAAGCUGAAUUAGGAGAGCUUCAGAGAUGUUUGGAGGAGGAGACCCGUCGUCACGAAGCCCAGCUGUCAGAGCUCCGCAUCAAACACACCGCUGCUAUAGACUCCCUACAGGAGCAGCUGGACAACGCCAAGAGAUCUCGUCAGUCUCUGGAGAAAACGAAGGCCAUUCUGGAGGAGGAGCGCAUGAACCUGAGCUCCGAGCUGAAGACUUUACAGGGAGGGAAGAUGGAGAGCGAGAGGGGCAGAAAGAGAGCAGAGGGACAGUUACAGGAACUCAAUGCACGCCUCGCACAGGCUGCGAGAGAAAGAGAGGAGCGAGAGGAACGACUCUGUAAACUCCAGUCGGAGCUUGAGUCUCUCACCAGUUCCCUAUCCUCAUCUGAGUCCAAAUCUCACCGCCUGAGUAAGGAGGUCAGCAGUCUGGAGAGCCAACUACAUGAUGUGCAGGAGCUACUGCAGGAAGAGACACGGCAGAAGUUGGCACUGGGCUCACGUGUACGUGCUUUAGAGGAAGAAAAAGCUGUAUUGAUGGAGAGGCUAGAAGAGGAGGAAGAGAAGACCAGAGAACUUACACGCCAGAUUCAGAACCAUACACAACAGCUGUCUGAUCUAAAGAGGCAGACAGAGGAAGUGAAUUCAGCGGUGGAGGCUGGGGAGGAGGCCAGGAGGAAGUUGCAGAGAGAGCUGGAGAACGCCAUACAGAGAGAGAGAGCAAAAGAAGAAGAGAAAGAACGCAUCGAGAGACAGAAAGAACGGCUGAGAGAAGAGAUAGAGGACAUGACCAUUGCUUUACAGAGAGAAAGACAGAACUGCACUGCUUUGGAGAAGCGGCAGAAGAAAUUUGAUCAGUGUUUGGCAGAGGAGAAAGCAGUUAGUUCUCGGCUGCUAGAGGAACGGGACCGCGCCGAAGCAGAGAGUCGAGAGAAGGAGACACGUUUCCUGUCUCUCUCUAGAGCCUUGCAGGAAGCAACAGAGCAGAGAGAUGAGCUGGAGAGAACUAAUAAGCAGCUCCGCCUGGAGAUGGAGCAGCUCGUCAACGUCCAAGAUGACGUGGGCAAAAAUGUGCAUGAGCUAGAACGUUCUCGAAGGGCUUUGGAGACGGAAGCCCAGUCUCUGAAAGAACAGACCCAGGAGCUGGAGGACGAGCUGACAGAGGCGGAAAACGCUCGCCUCAGACUGGAAGUCACCCUUCAGGCUCUUAGAGCUCAGUUUGAGAGAGAGAUCAGCACUAAGGAGGAGAAAGGGGAAGAAAAGAGGAGAGCACUCAACAAACAGGUGCGAGAACUUGAAACAAUGCUUGAGGAGGAGAAAACUCAGAGAGCUCAGGCUUUGACUGUCAAGAAACAACUGGAGACAGAGCUGCAGGAGGCAGAGGCUCAGGUGGAGGCAGCCAAUCGAGGCAGAGAGGAAGCACUUAGACAGAUGAAACGUCUCCAGACUCAGAUGAAGGAGCUUAUUCGUGAGCUUGAUGAGACCAAGUUAGCUCGAGACGAGAUUGUCGCCCAAUCAAAGGACAGCGAGAAACGGCUGCAGACGUUAGAAGCAGAACUAUUACAGCUGACAGAGGAGCUGGCUGUUUCUGAGACGCAGCGGAGACAGGCCCAACAGGAGAGAGAUGAACUGGCAGAUGAAAUCCUCAACAGUGCAACUGGAAAAUCAGCACUGUUGGAAGAGAAGCGUCGUCUUGAGACCAGAAUCACUCAGCUGGAGGAAGAGCUGGAGGAGGAACAAAGUAAUGCUGAACUACUAGCCGAGAGGCAGAGGAAGAGCACCUUACAGGUUGAAACACUUACAGUCCAGUUAUCUGGAGAGAGGACGCUGGCGCAGAAGAGCGAGAGCGCACGAGAGACUCUGGAGAGGCAGAAUAAAGAGCUGAAAACUCGUCUCAGUGAGAUGGAGGGGGCUGUGAAGGGGAAACAUCGCCUCAGUGUCGCCGCCCUGGAGGCCAAGAUAGAAACUGUGGAGGAACAACUGGAGCAGGAGAGACAGGAGCGAGCCAUGGCCAGUAAGCUGGUGAGGAAAACAGAGAAGAAACUCAAAGAAGUUCUGAUACAGGUGGAGGAUGAAAGGAGACACGCAGAUCAGUACAGAGAACAGUUGGAUAAGUCUACGGGGCGUCUCCGUCAGCUGAAGAGGCAGUUAGAGGAGGUGGAGGAAGAGAGCUCUCGCUCCAACGCUCAGCGCAGGAAACUUCAGCGAGAGCUGGAGGAAAUGAGCGACAGCAUGCAGAGCAUGAACCGCGAGCUCAACACUCUCCGCUCCCAGCUCAGGAGAGCUCCGCUUCCGAUCUCCAUGCGUGCUGGCCGAAGGGCUCUGGUAGAUGACCUUUCUCAGGAGAACUCUGAUUCUGAGGAUCCAGGUGCUUCUCCCACCCCGUCCAGCGGCCCGCCGGGUACCCCCACACCCUCAGACAACACCCUGGGCCCCCCUCCUCCCUACAGCCUCACAGAGACUGAAUAAGAAGUGGAGAGUGUGAUAGACGGACAGUUUAAUUGGCUUAACUCAUAGCUUUUGCAAUGGUACACAUAACAGAACAUCUGUACUUUAGGAUAUAACUUGAACCUAGUUAAUGUGAUUUAUUGAUUUUAAAUGAACAGAUGAAUUAGCAUGCAAGAUGGCGUAAGUUUGAUACAGUACUCUUUUAGUACUCUUUAAACCAAGCAAGCAGUUAGUAAAGACUGCAGUUUUUAAGUUGGGGAGAAAAUAAAACUACAUUUCCCAGCAUUCCUUGGGAAAUAUAAGUGUUGUAUAUCGGUGCAGUAUAUAAGGCUUAUUGUUGUAAAAUUAUGAUGGCCAUCUUAAGCUCUCUCUCAAUCAAUCAAAAGCCAUGUGUUUAGGAGAAAUCUGCAUGUAGAUGGCAAUCAAAGGCCAUCGGGUGUUGCACAGAUGUGCAACGAUCAGGCUAAAAUCAUCAUCUGUGCUUGCACAAGCCAUCAAAACCCUCAAAGCACUGAGAAACUUUCUCUCUCUCACUCCUAAAAUAAUGUUCUGUUUUAAGAAAUUGAGAAGUGAACAGGUUCAAGGAUGUAUCAUUGGUAUUUUAGAAUAUCUCUGUUUAGAUUAUAAAGGUGAUAGCUCUACUUCAGAUAAAUAGACGACAAUGCUUUUAGUUAUACAUAAUUAGGCAGAGAUGAUUAUGGAAGCCCAUUUCCACCCCAGUAAAGAGAAAAAAAGGUACUUGCAACUUAAUUUGUCACUAUUAUAAAUUGGAAUCUCAGAAUUGUGACUAUAUCUCACAAUCUCACAAUUGCAACUAUCUUUUCUCAAUAUUGUGACUGUAUAUCUCGCAAUUUCAAGUUUUUUUUUCUCUCAAUCGUGACUUUAUAACUCAUAAUGUGACCUUAUAUCUCAAAAUAUGACUUCAUAUCUCACAGUGUGACUUUAUAUCUCGCAAUUGCGAGUUUGUUUCUGCUAAUUGUGACUUUAUACUGUAUCUCGCAGUGUGACUUUAUAUCCUUCAAUUUCAAAUUUCUUUUUAAAUAUUUUGACUUCACAUCUCACAAACAAGUUUGUUUUUCACAAUUGCUGAUUUCGAACUCACGUUGUGGUCUUAUUUCUCAAAAUGUGUCUAUAUCUCAAAGUUUGACUUUAUAUCUCGCAAUUACGACUCAGCAUCUCGCAGUUGCGAGUUUGUUUCCACUAAUGUGACUUUGUAACGCACAGUUGGACGUUCUGUCGAUAUGUCACUUCUUAUCGUACAUUAUGAUUUUCGAAAUUGCAACUUUAUAUCUCACAGUGUUAUCUUAUUUUAAACUUUAUCUCAGUUAUCUUUUUUAUUUUUUAUUGAGGUAAAAAGGGGCUUUCAUAGAUGACAAUUUACAUGUACAAAGCUACGAUUGUAUAAAACAAAGACAGAAAAGUGAGUAAGAGAAAAAUGCUUUUCUAUUAAAUUAAUAUGCUACAAAUUUGAGCCAACCACUAAAGCUUUUACAUUUUAGCCAUAACCUGACCAUAAGAAAAAAAUGGCGAUACAAAAAAAAAAAAAAAAAGAACAAAAAAACUUAAAGGUCAAACAAAUACUGGACUUACAGCAGCAAAAAAAAGAGCCUCCAUGUAGAUUUAACAGUAACAGUUCCUAGAUAUCUGAAAUAUACCUUCUGUGCUCUCAUUCAAACUUUAGUAUUCAGUUACUCAGUAACUUUCUGUCAAGUUCAGGGUGUGUGUGCCGCAGAUCAGACCCUCUUAGAUACUGUGCGUAGUUAGUUAGGUAGCUCUAAAGGGACGCUUUUGUUGGUAGUGAUAUAGAUAGGUAGUUAGGAUUUCUUAAUUGAUGUCUUAACACAUCGGCUCCAGUUUCAGACUACUAACUUGUUGUAAUUUUUAUCAAGUAAGAGAAAUCAAGUAUUUAUUUUGUUUUGUAUUGAUUUUUUGUCUGCACACAGACAUGUCAUGGUUGAUGUAUAGUUUGCAAUUUUAAGUGAAAACGAGGCGAAAUGAAAGAGAUUUAGAGGGUAAGGAUGGGUUUACACUUUCCAGAGUAUCAGUCAGUAACACUGGACAGAAUAAAAAAACACUGAUUUUUUUUUUUUCUUAAAUAAGCUGCAGUGGACCUCAAAGAAUAUAACACAUGAAUGUGUUUGAGACAGUUUUUACAAUGGUGACAUGGUGUGACUGAGGAAGAUAUGAACAUAUAAUAUCUUGCCUGUUUUCCAGGGGUUGAAGGCUGCUAGUUAGUACUUGUCUCAUUAUAUCAAUGUAACUUUUUUUUUUCUUUUUUAAUCAAAUGGACAUAUUGUAUUUUUUGUUUGAAUGUGGUAAAUAUUUAUGGAUCGAAGCGUUUGUUAGGGCAUAUGGAUGACUAAAGGGACAUUACUCCAGCUUGUGCCUGUAGUAUCUGCAGAAAAUACUAAAUUGCGUCCAUUGAAAAUCAGUGUAAUAAUAAGACUGAGGUCUGGAAUUUGAUAAGUAAAUUGCAAUAUUAGGUCACCCUGAACAGCAAUCUGACUCACACAGAUACUUUUUAGAUUCCAGUUGUUGAUUGGUUCUGAGAUGUUUAUGAAUCCAUGACAAAUGAAAGUUUCCUUAGCCUUCGGUGUAUAUAUGUCUCUGAUAUUUUAGAUAUUGUAUGGUGAUGAGCAUUUUGAUACACUGCUCCUGGCUUGCACGCACAAGUUUUUAAAGUUUAACAGUGUUAAACUGUGAAUAAUAAUUGUUUGUUACCAUUAAGUUUUAGAAUAUAUUUAAGAUGUGUUAAGCCUGUGAAAUUGCAAUUUGAUUCUCUGAUGCACUGAAGGGUUUAUUACACUGUUAUUACUGCAGUAAUUACUACCUGUGUGGUCCCGCAACAGUAUCUGUCCUGUAACUCGGAAAGCAGGGUUUUCGUAAAAUGUCUGUAAUAGGUUAUGUCGAUCAGAUUUUGAUACUUGUAUUAUUUUAUUUGCCCCAAUAUUGUUUCAUUUGAAAAUGUAGUGUAUUUUUAAAUCCUGACCUCUAGAAUCAAGAUGGAUUUGUAUUCAGUUGCAAACACAAGCCCAAAGACUCAAGCCUUGUACAACAUAGUCUUUAUGCUGUUCAUUCAUCCAUUCGUCCAUUUGCCUGUCAAGCAAAUCAACACUGCUGCUAAAAAAUGUGAUUUGUCACUGAGAAAUGGAUUCAUGGAGUCAUUUGAAUUGAUUUGUACAUUUAGCAGAUAGAUUUGCAGAGCUGUUCAAACUCAAAAAUUACAUUUGAAGAGCAUUCAAAUUUAUAAACCACUAUUUCUCUGAAUCCUAAAGUCUUGUGCAUUAAAUGAAUCUUGUUAUACUGAACCUGCGCUUUAUGAUGCAGCUUUGAACCAGUGUGAGAUGAGUGGACAAUAGCAGAAAUUAUGUAUGAAAAGGAAUUAAAUCUCCAGCUGUGUUUCUGAA
Messenger RNA from Carassius gibelio (silver crucian carp), 9675 nucleotides. Its product is annotated as myosin-10-like. The record is from RefSeq and is a predicted model, not a curated record. The transcript is spliced from 43 exons. Lineage: Eukaryota; Metazoa; Chordata; Actinopteri; Cypriniformes; Cyprinidae. Gene Ontology annotation, molecular function: cytoskeletal motor activity; ATP binding; actin filament binding. Gene Ontology annotation, cellular component: myosin complex. The coding region runs from base 158 to 6289 and encodes 2043 amino acids.